GGGGCGGGGCCUCGGGGCGGGGCCUCGGGGCGGGGCCUCGGGGCCGCCAUAAGGGGCAGACCGGGGUGCGUGUGGGGCCCGCGAGGAGGUCGGGCAGUGGCGCGAGGAAGGGCGGAGGGACUGAAGGGCCGACGGCGGCUGCGGCGCGAGCAUGCGGGUCCCCGAGCGCUUCUCCUGCGCACUCCUGGCGGCGGCGGCGGCCAUGGCCACGGCCUGCGUGCUGGCCCAGCGAGCGUACCCGUGGACAGAAAACUGCCGAAAAGCAACGUACCCUCCUUCCGGGCCCACGUACAGAGGUCCGGUGCCUUGGUACACCAUCAAUCUUGACUUACCCCCAUAUAAGCGAUGGCACGAGGUCGUCACAGACAUGGCACCCGGGCUCCGGAAUAUUGUGCAGAACAUAAAGAACAUGGUGAACACCUUCUUUCCUAGUGGGAAAGUUAUGAAGAUGGUGGAUGAACACUUGCCCAGCAUGCUCGGCAACCUGCCCUGGCCCUUUGAGGAAGAAUUGAAGGGGGUUGCAGAUGUGUCUGGAAUCCCGCUAGGUGAGAUUAUUUCAUUCAACAUUUUCUAUGAACUCUUCACUGUCUGUACAGCCAUCAUAGGAGAAGAUAAGAAAGGCCAUUUGUUCCAUGCUAGAAAUAUGGAUUUCGGUAUCUUUCUUGGGUGGAACAUGAAUAACAAUUCCUGGACUGUGACGGAAAAUCUGAAGCCAAUCACCGUGAAUCUGAAUUUUCAGAAGAACAAUCAGACGGUCUUCAAAGCCACGUCGUUCGCAGGCUACGUGGGCGCCUUGACGGGCAUGAAGCCGGGGAUCUUCAGUCUGACCCUGAAUGAACGCUUCAGCUCUAACGGGGGCUACCUGGGCCUCAUAGAAUGGUUGUUGGGCAGGAGAGAGGACACGUGGAUAGGGUUCCUUUUGAGAUCCGUCCUGGAGAAUGCCACAAGUUACGAAGAGGCCAAGAACCUGCUGAUCAAAACCACAGUCCUGGCCCCAGCCUACUUCGUCCUGGGGGGCAACAAGUCUGGGGAGGGCUGUGUCAUCACUCGGGCCCGAAAGUCCACUUUAGACAUCUACGAGCUCAAGCCGAAAGAGGGCAGGUGGUUCUUGGUGGAGACCAACUACGAUCACUGGAAAGCCCCCUUUUUCCUGGAUGACCGGAGGAAGCCCGCAAUCAUCUGCUUGAACCAAACCACCCAAGAGAAUGUCUCGUUGGCCUCCUUGUAUGACGUCCUGUCAACAAAGCCGGUUCUCAACAAGCUCACCGUCUAUACCACACUGAUGGACGUUCCCGGUGACGUGUAUGAAUCAUACUUGCGAGACUGCCCAGACCCUUGUAUUGGCUGGUGAGGAGCGGGUGUCUCGGCUGCAGCAGGAUCUCAGAGGCUCCUCUGCCCCGCAACCAGGGGAGCUCUGUGCAGGCAGGCCCCAGGACCCAGCUUCAGAAGGCGGCUAGGACCCCGGGCUCGUCCUCACUUCCUCACCGCUUGUUGACAAUCCAGGGGGUUUACUCUAACACUAAUCCUUUGUGAUUCUUUCUGAACUUGCCAGUAAUUGCUAGGAAAAUGAAGCAGUCCUUUAGAAUCAAAAUCACCAGCCUGUAUUAAAUGUGUGCCAGGCUUUCCUCUUGGAUUAGGGCCCUCUGCUACCCUUGAAUGAUGGGAGGGGUCCCCCGGGCCAGGCCCAUUCCACAGUCCUGCAAGACCCUGGUCAGCCCAUGGUUCCACCUUGGCCUGGCUGUUACCCAGAGGGAGGUGGUCAGCCGAAAGACCUGGUGGUUCUUGGCUUUGCUCUCGGCCAAGUGACCACAGGCUUCUUUUUCUCCCUGUUAAAAUAAACACACUUUUAUGCAA
Trichosurus vulpecula (common brushtail) is the source of this 1854-nucleotide messenger RNA. RefSeq names its product N-acylsphingosine amidohydrolase 1 (gene ASAH1). Lineage: Eukaryota; Metazoa; Chordata; Mammalia; Diprotodontia; Phalangeridae. The coding region runs from base 152 to 1351 and encodes 399 amino acids. Gene Ontology annotation, cellular component: lysosome. Gene Ontology annotation, molecular function: fatty acid amide hydrolase activity; N-acylsphingosine amidohydrolase activity. Gene Ontology annotation, biological process: fatty acid metabolic process. The record is from RefSeq and is a predicted model, not a curated record. The transcript has 14 exons.